ACCACAACCCGGCCAGGACACUCAGCAUGGCCUCUGAACGGGAUGGAUCCAACACGACCACAGGUCUGGCCAACCAGUUCGUGCAGCCAGCCUGGCGCAUCGCCCUCUGGUCCGUGGCGUACAUCACGGUGCUGGCAGUGGCCGUUUUUGGAAACUUAAUCGUGAUUUGGAUCAUCCUUGCGCACAAGCGGAUGAGGACUGUCACCAACUAUUUCCUACUGAACCUGGCUUUCUCGGAUGUUGCGAUGGCGGCGUUCAACACGCUCAUCAACUUCAUCUACGCGGCUCACGGAGAGUGGUACUUUGGAGAAGUGUACUGCAAGUUUCACAACUUCUUCCCUGUGACCGCUGUGUUUGCCAGCAUCUACUCUAUGACAGCGAUAGCCAUAGACAGAUAUAUGGCGAUUAUUCACCCACUGAAGCCUCGUCUGUCUGGGAAAGCCACUAUGGGAGUCAUCUUCUGUAUCUGGAGCCUUGCCGUGGUUUUGGCCUUCCCUCUUUGCUACUUCUCCACCACCAUAACAUUACGGGGCCGGACCUUUUGCUACGUGGCCUGGCCCCGUAUGACCAAUGAUUCCUUCAUGUAUCACAUCAUUGUAACAGUCCUGGUAUAUCUUCUGCCUUUAGUAGUGAUGGCUAUAACAUACACUAUAGUGGGGGUGUCGCUGUGGGCAAGUGAGAUCCCUGGAGACUCGUCUGAUAGCUACCAUGGACAGCUCCGAGCUAAAAGGAAGGUUGUGAAGAUGAUGAUCAUUGUAGUGUCGACCUUCGCUCUCUGCUGGCUGCCGUACCAUGUCUACUUCAUUGCGACAGUUCUCACCAAGCAUCUGAGCAAGUGGAAGUACAUCCAGCAGGUUUACCUCUCUGUGAUGUGGCUGGCGAUGAGCUCCACCAUGUACAAUCCCAUCAUCUACUGCUGCCUCAACAACAGGUUCCGGGCUGGUUUCAAGCAGGUUUUCCGCUGGUGUCCAUUUGUCCGGAUGUCGAGUUACGAUGAGCUCGAGCUCCGGAACGCGAGACUUCGACCGUGUCGCCAGAGCAGCAUGUGCACCCUCUCUCGAGUUGACACCAGCAUCGUGAGCAAAAGCAAGAGCAUCUGUUCUCGCGGAAACAAGUCAAAACCAAAACCCGAGCAGGAUAAUAAUGAUAGUUAGACUCCACCAGACACAGUCCACUUAACUGCUCUGAAAAUAGAUCGCUGUUAUGUUGUUUUUUCUUUGUAAACUGGUUUGAUAAAAGAUAAAUUAACUAUGAAAGCUGUGGUUACUUGCUAAAACGACUAAAUUUAAGUCGAUCUUACACUACUUUGCGGGGGUUUUCAGAUUGUGAAGCAUACUUUCUCAAGAAGUGGGGGGGGGGGAGCAGAAAAGCAAAGGGAUAAAUGUGAGAUUUAAAUCAGCCAAAAGAGAAAAUGUUGAAAAAAGGAGGAAGUUGUUUGGUGCUUUCACAUGACCGGAUGUAGUGGACCAGACAACAAGAUUAAGUUAGUUGUCGGAGGCAAUUUCAGUGUUUACACAGUCUAAAAAAUGAAAGUGAACGAAAGAGAGAGAGGUACUGUCUUUCUGGAUUAUGAUUUUGGUCAAAAUCUACAUAAAGCUGCUUGAAAAAUCACAGAAAUAUGUUUCCAUGUGACAUUGUAGAAGUUACCAGAAAGUCACCGGGCCCCAACAUGGGUAUGAAAUAUCAGCAGUGGUGAAAUUACAGUAAAGCGGUAGAACUGAACCAUCAGUAAAAUGUGGUCCGGUAGUUUGCUAAAUAAAGAACACAAAACAAAUCAUUUUAUUAUUCAAAGUGGGUUUAUUUGUGUAAACAAAAACAAAACAUUAAAUACUAGUUUUAAGUUUGCAAAAUGUUAUUCCAGGCAGGGGUAAAAAUGUCCAUGUGGUUGGUUGAUAUUUAUCCAAUAUUCUGAUCACAAUGAGUUAUGUGAAAUGUCAUUUUGACAUUUGGGAUGGUUAAGAUGAACAUUUGUGUUCAGGAUUUGAGCCAAAGUACUUUAAAUAUGUGUAGGAAUUUAAUAUUUCUAUCUCUGGGAAGAUAUUUGUGUCUAUUUUUCAUUUUUUGUAUUUACUCAUUUAUUUACGUUAGAUGUCCAUCUCUAUGAAGGUACUUGAGAGCACAAAUGCACAAAACACACUCAGAGGAACCAGACUUAUUCAGUAAUUGGGAUCGCUAGCAGCGCAGACUAGAUGUUGCCACAGAAAAUAAGAAUAAUUUUUACAGUAAUGGAGACCAAAUAUUUAAAAUUGCUUUUUGAUUUUUAUUAUUUAAUCAUGUGCUCUAAUGUGCUUAUGAUAGAUAUAGUGCACAUAGGACACUCUCACUUCUCACUAAAGUAGCUUGAAUGUUAUUCCUUCAAUAUUAAUGCUCUUACAAGUAUUAUAUUGUUUCUGAUUUCAAAAGGAUGUGAGUUGACUACUACCUGUUUUUAAUGACAGUUUCUCAUUCAGAAGUGCUCUCUGAUGUAAAUCUUGUUAGUUGGAGGAUGCAUCUUUAAAACAUCAGCUUUUCUGACUAUGCCAGUUAUUGCAGUAUAGUGGAUUAUUCUGUUUACUUGGUUACUACUUGUAACUGUACCUGUUAUGAUUUGGUGCAGAUUCAAAUGCACAUAGACAUCCUGGCCAGCUCAUAACGUCUGUGUGUGUGUGUGUGUGUGUGUGUGUGUGUGUGUGUGUGUGUGUGUGUGUGUGUGUGUGUGUGUGUGUGUGUGUGUGUGUGUGUGUGUGUGUGU
Messenger RNA from Cololabis saira (Pacific saury), 2731 nucleotides. RefSeq names its product tachykinin receptor 3-like (gene tacr3l). Lineage: Eukaryota; Metazoa; Chordata; Actinopteri; Beloniformes; Belonidae. The coding region runs from base 27 to 1154 and encodes 375 amino acids. Gene Ontology annotation, cellular component: plasma membrane; sperm midpiece. Gene Ontology annotation, biological process: G protein-coupled receptor signaling pathway; positive regulation of flagellated sperm motility. The record is from RefSeq and is a predicted model, not a curated record. Gene Ontology annotation, molecular function: tachykinin receptor activity. The transcript has 5 exons.